AUAUGAUCCGGUAAAGCGCUGACGAAAUUUUAAACGGCAGCGAACGGGUUGAAAGCCGAAAUGAAUUCUGAAGUGCUACGAGCAGGAGGGCUUAUCAUUUUCAGAAGAAUCGAGUUAGGAAUCCAAUACUUGUUACUCCAAACUUCGUAUGGGGUACAUCAUUGGACCCCUCCAAAAGGUCAUCUUGACCCGGGUGAGGAUUACCGCACUGCAGCACUAAGAGAGACAGAGGAAGAAGCAGGCUAUACCAGCAAUCAACUCACAGUUACAGACUUUAAGAGCACGCUCAAUUAUAUUGUCAAGAAUAGACCAAAGGAGGUCGUUUAUUGGCUUGCUGAGCUGAAGGAUCCAACGGAUGGUGUGAAAUUGUCAAAUGAGCAUCAAGAUUUCAAGUGGUGCAACCUUGAAGAGGCCUGUCACCUCUCGGGAUACAGUGACAUGGAAAAGGUUUUACGAGAUGCUGAUAAUUAUCUCCAUAGCUGAUGUACAAGGAUAGAUUAUCCAGAUCAUUGUGGGGAAUAAGACAUUGAAUAUAAUAUUGAAUUAUAACUACGCUUCAUCAAUUCAGGGAUCCGGACAAGCUCAUGGGACCAUAAUACACUAUAAUGUAAAGAGAUGUACUGUACAUAAUAUGAAUACAAGCAUAGGCGAGAAAAUUUGUCUCACAACGUCAUUUUUUUUUUUAUUGAGAGUUGCGGAGCUUUUUUCAACCACUGAGCUGAACGAUCCACAGGAUGGUGUGAAAUUGUCCAAUGAGCACCAAGAUUUCAAGUGGUGCAACCGGGAAGAAGCCUGUCUGUCGCCUCAGGAUAAAGGAUGUAAACAUUGAUUGAACCUUUUUUUUUACGUGGUUUUCCAGGU
Molecule: messenger RNA, 861 nt
Organism: Lytechinus variegatus (green sea urchin)
Lineage: Eukaryota; Metazoa; Echinodermata; Echinoidea; Temnopleuroida; Toxopneustidae
Product: bis(5'-nucleosyl)-tetraphosphatase [asymmetrical]-like
Exons: 2
Coding region: 61-483 (140 amino acids)
Biological process (GO): AMP biosynthetic process; ATP biosynthetic process
Molecular function (GO): bis(5'-nucleosyl)-tetraphosphatase (asymmetrical) activity
Source: RefSeq, a predicted model, not a curated record